CAGCAGCAACUGCAAACAGCAACAGCAACAGCUACAGCUACAGAUCCACUCAAGUCAGUCCGAAAAAAGCGAAGAAGCAAUCAUGUUCAAGCUUACCACUUGUUGUUUACUACUCGUCGCCUUUGUGGCCAUCGCCGAGGCGAGCAAGAAGCCAGCGACACCACCUUGUGCAGGACGUUGCACUCGCAAGGAUUUGGCUGGCCGGGGCACAGUCUGCAUACGCCAUGCCAGGACGAACAUCUGCACCAGGCUGCGUGCCUGCGAACUGCGCCAACGCAACUGCUCCUUGAGGGAUCUCGGCCUGCCCCAGCUGCGCCAGACAUCGCUCGCUCGCUGCGGCCGUGUCAAGGGCAACACUGGCAGUGCUCGCUGUGCGGCAAUUCGUCGUCGUCGCACCGUUCGCCCCACCAGAGGCUGUGCGAUUGCCAACUGCAGACGCCAGAAGCCCAACAGCUGCUGGCGCACAAAGAGUGGUCGCAGCGAGUGGAUCAGCGAUUGCAGUGCUCGGGAGCGCAACUGCCGCAACAAGAGGCGUCCAGACCUUCAGCUGACACGCACCGCUGACUGGGUGUGCCGUGGCCCCAAGAAGGACAAGGACAUCAUCGUCAUCAACAAGGUUUAAGGGCAGCGACAAAUGCGAUCAACCGGCAAUCUAGACGACCGAAUGCAACUUUUAGUAUAUAAGAAUCUUUUUUUUUCAUAGUUUAUAAUUCUUCAGCAAAAUUCUUCUAUAUUUCGUUUAAAUUCAAUAAAAAAUACAUUUUAUAACAAAACUUGCUUGAUAUAUCG
Messenger RNA from Drosophila nasuta, 789 nucleotides. RefSeq lists its product as uncharacterized. Bases 83 to 622 code for a protein of 179 amino acids. NCBI's taxonomy places the organism in Eukaryota, Metazoa, Arthropoda, Insecta, Diptera, Drosophilidae. The transcript has a single exon. The record is from RefSeq and is a predicted model, not a curated record.